Pteronotus mesoamericanus is the source of this 4453-nucleotide messenger RNA. RefSeq names its product alpha-N-acetylgalactosaminidase (gene NAGA). The record is from RefSeq and is a predicted model, not a curated record. Gene Ontology annotation, biological process: glycoside catabolic process; oligosaccharide metabolic process. The coding region runs from base 303 to 1538 and encodes 411 amino acids. NCBI's taxonomy places the organism in Eukaryota, Metazoa, Chordata, Mammalia, Chiroptera, Mormoopidae. Gene Ontology annotation, molecular function: alpha-galactosidase activity. Gene Ontology annotation, cellular component: cytoplasm. The transcript has 10 exons.
GCCGCGGGAGGAGGACUCUGGAGUGGGGGUGGGGGUCCCCCGCGCUGGGCCUGCUGCCUUUGGUGUCCAGAGGCGACAUCUCAGACCCGGUAGGAGUCCCGAGCCUGGUCUUGGCCUGGAGCCUCUCCUCUUCCCGGACGUCCUGGUGCCGGUGCUGCCUUUCUUUGGCCCCGGGCCGGGAGGAGGGCAGCCCUUGACUCUCAGGGCGCCCAGCACUGCAAAGGGGCUUCCAAAACCCAACAUAUAAAGCUGGUAAAAGCAGAGCAGAUCUGGUCAGGUCCUGAGACGCUGAGCCCAGAGCAAUGUUGCGGAAGACAGUGCUCUUGCUGGCCCUGGUGGACCAGGUGCUGGUGCUAGAGAAUGGGCUCCUGCGGAAGCCACCCAUGGGCUGGCUGGCCUGGGAACGCUUCCGCUGCAACAUUGACUGUGAUGAGGACCCAAAGAACUGCAUCAGUGAGCAGCUCUUCAUGGAGAUGGCCGACCGGCUGGCACAGGACGGAUGGCGGGACCUGGGCUACACAUACCUUAACAUCGAUGACUGCUGGAUUGGUGGACGCGAUGCCAAAGGCUACCUGGUGCCUGAUCCCAAGCGCUUCCCCAAUGGCAUUGCCUUCCUGGCUGACUAUGCUCACUCCUUGGGCCUGCAGCUGGGCAUCUAUGAGGACAUGGGCAACCUCACCUGCAUGGGUUACCCAGGCACCACGCUAGACAAAGUGGUCCAGGACGCUCAAACCUUUGCUAAGUGGAAGGUAGACAUGCUGAAGCUGGACGGCUGCUUCUCAACCCCGGAGGAACGGGCCAAAGGGUACCCCAUGAUGGCUGCGGCCCUGAACGGCACAGGUCGCCCCAUCGCCUUCUCCUGCAGCUGGCCAGCCUACGAAGGGGGCCUUCCCCCCAAGGUAAACUACAGUCUGCUGGCAGACACCUGCAACCUCUGGCGCAACUAUGAUGACAUCCAGGACUCUUGGAGCAGCAUGCUCUCCAUCCUGGACUGGUUUGUGGACCAUCAGGACAUACUGCAGCCAGUGGCAGGCCCUGGACACUGGAACGACCCAGACAUGCUGCUCAUUGGGAACUUCGGCCUCAGCUUCGAGCAAGCCCGGGCGCAGAUGGCCCUGUGGACUGUGCUGGCAGCCCCCCUCUUCAUGUCCACAGACCUGCGCACCAUCUCUGCCCAGAACAUGGACAUUCUGCAGAAUCCACUCAUGAUCAAAAUCAAUCAGGAUCCCUUAGGCAUCCAGGGACGCAGGAUUCUCAAGAGCAAAUCCUUCAUUGAAGUGUUCCUGCGGCCCCUGGCCAGCAAUGCCUAUGCCUUAGUCUUCUUCAGCCGCAGGACGGAUAUGCCUUAUCGCUUCCACUCCUCCCUUGCCCAGCUCAACUUCAGCAGCUCCAUUUUGUAUGAGGCCCAGGAUGUCUACACCGGUAGUAUCAUCAGUGGCCUCCAGGCUGAGACCAGCUUCACAGUGAUCAUCAAUCCUUCAGGGGUGGUGAUGUGGUACCUGUAUCCUGUUAGGAAGCUGAGGGUACCCCAGCUAUGAGGAGCUGAGACACAUGACAGGCUGCAGCAGCACCACUGAACCCAGACCGUGGAGCCUUGGCUUGCUGAGGGCCAAUAGGCGGGGUUCUCUGCUAUCCAGGCCUGCUCGGUGAGCAACUCCAUCAGACCCAAAGUGUAAUCUCAGGGCCAGGUUUCACGUGCUGCCCAAGUGUGAACCCUCCUGGAAACAUCUUGGGCACUUUCCCGUGGCCUUCCUGGCCUCUUACCUCAUCUGCACAGCACCACAGAUGUUGCUGAACAACUUGGCCAGCCUCCUGAGUCCCCAUAGGCAGGGGCACUGGUACCCAUCAGGACUCUAGCCUCUGACCUUUUAUUGACUCUGAAAUCAAGAUUUGGAAUUUUUCUUAUAAUUAGGAGUGGAGAUUUGACCUCUUGUCAGGAACUUCCAUGAAUCAUGUGGUUGGCUUUUCUGCCUGGAGGAAGCCUUGCAGGCUGACACUGCAAGGGAGUGACCUUGGCCCCCUAGGGUCACCAAUAAAGCUGUUCUUUAGUCACAUAUGUAUAACGUGGACCUGGGACUAUGGGCACCUUCAGUUGGGGACUCUGGCAGUACAUAGGGUGCUGGUUUUAAAUCUUGCCUCAUGUGAAAGAUGUGUGGCAUCUUCUGGCCUCUCAUUUUCCAAAGUGACCUGCAGAUUAUACGUCAGUCCAGACUUGCCUCUUACCAGGGAGCCAUCCCUGCUCUGUCCAAUACAAUGGCGGUGGUGGUGACAACACAGUGAGGCAGAGUAGCAGUGGUCCCAGGCCCUCUUUGUCUUGCGCAUCCCUUCCCCACCCCGUUCAGACAUUCCAGGCUCUGCUGGCCAAGACCACCACUCUCACCUGCCCCUCAGCUGCACGGACAAGGCCCUGAUCUGCUAAGGAACUUUGCAUUGUUGCCUUAGACACCUUUCAGCUCAUCCCGCCUCUUCUGACAGGGCUUCAUUCAGCAGUUCUCAGGCUGGGUGCCAGUGAGUGAGGUUCUGCUCUGCCUUUCUCCCGCAGGGUCCCUGCAGCUUGUCCUCUCCCCUAGUUUUCUCCCCCCUAACCUGGCUGCAGUGUUAGAUCCUAUGUGUCUUAGAAAAGUCUAGGAUCUCUAUGUGUCUUAGAACAUAUUUCCUGUUCCUCCUCCUAGAGAAAGGGUUUAAAGUAAAAUAAUAGCACAUUCUUGACUGCUUUCCUUUGGUUCCUAUUUCCUAAGCCCUCUUCCUUUAGCUGAGACAGGGCACCUGUCUUCCCUGAUGUAAGUCAGCAAACUUGAAGAUAGGUCCAUUGGAAUUAACCUAUCUGAAGAAUAGAAAGAAGGAGGAAGAAAAAUGCUCAGAAGCUCAGAGGCUCGCGGGAUACCAUGCAACAUACCAACAUACAUAUAAAGAAAGGGCAGAAAGAAUAUUUGAAAAGAUAAUGGCUCAAUUCUUCCCAUAUUUGGUGACAAAUAUUAAUCUACACAUCCAAGAAGCUCAAUGAGCUCCUGGUAGGAUAAGUUCAAUGAGAUCCAUAUCUAGAUACAUCAUAUUCAAACUCUCAGAAAACAAAGGGAGAAUUUUUUAAAGCAGCAAGACAAAAGUGACUCAUCACACAUCACAUACAAGAGAAAAUACUUUUGAGAUCAAUGAAAAUGAAUACACAACAUACCAAAAUUACUAAAAUACACCACUCUAAAACCUAGGAGUGAAAGUAGUGAUCAGAGGGAAAUAUGGAAGUUGCCUAUAUUAAAAAGAAUGUAAAGACAACUCACACAAUGGCAGAAAAUUUCUGCAAUUCGUAUUUCUGAUAAAGGAAUUCUAUUUAAAAUAUAUAAAAAGCUCUUAAAACUCAAUAAUACAAAGAAAUAGCUCAACUAAAAAUGGGCAAGCAGCCCUGAUCAGUGUAACUCAGCCUCCUCCCACAAAGUGAAAGUCGCCAGUUUGACUCCCAGUCAGGGCACAUGCCUGUGUUGUGGGCUCUUUUCUCCAGAGCCUUGCAGAAAGCAAGGGUGCUUGCAGAAAGCAACCAAUUGAUGUUUCUCACCCUCUCUCCCUCCCUUCCUCUUUCUCUAAAAUAAAUGAAUAAGUAAAUAAAAUCUUCAAAAGAACUUUAAAAAAUGGGCAAAGUAUCUGAAUAGGCAUUUUUCCAAGGAAGAUAGGUAAAUGGCCAAUGCUCAACAUCACUAACCAUUAGAGAAAUGCAAAUAAAACAAUGAGAUACCACUUCACAACCAGAAGGGUGCCUAGAAUAAAAAUGUAAUAAGUGUUCGCAAGGAUGUGGAUUGGAAUCCCCAUACCUGCGGGUAGGAAUAUAAAACUGGUACAGCAGAUUGGAAGAUGGUCUAGCAUUUAAUUCCUCAAAUAAUUAAAUAUAGGGUUAUCAUAAGACACAGAAAUUCCAUGUCUAGGUGUAUACCCAAAAGAAAUGAAAACAUAUGUCCACACAAAACCUUGUAAACAAGUAUUUCUAGCACCACUAUUUACAAGAGCCAAAAGGUAGAAAUAAUACAAAUGUCCUCCACCAAUUGAUGAAUGGAUAAACAAAAUAUGGUUACCAAUACAAUGGAAUAUUAUUCAGCCACAAAAUGGAGUAAAAUACUGACAUGCUACAUGGAUGAAUUUUGAAAACAUCAUGCUAAGGGAAAGAAGCCAGUCACAAAGACCACACAUCAUGAUUCCAUUCAUAUAAAAGUCCAGGAUAGGAAAAUCUAUACAGAGACAGAUAGUGUUUGCUUAGGACUGGGUGGGGAAGAUGGGGGUAUAGGUAAUGGCAGCUAAAAGGUACAAGCUUGCUUUCUGAGGUGAUGAAAAUGUCCCUAAAUUGACUGGAAUGAUGGCUGCACAUAUCUGUGAAUAUAUUAAAAAUCAUUGAAUUGUAUACAUUAAAAUGGGUGGACUAUGUGAUAUGUGAAUUAUAUAGCAAUAAAGCUGUUUAAAAAAAGCAAAUAAA